Empidonax traillii (willow flycatcher) is the source of this 1459-nucleotide messenger RNA. RefSeq names its product PIH1 domain containing 3 (gene DNAAF6). Gene Ontology annotation, molecular function: dynein intermediate chain binding; protein-folding chaperone binding. Gene Ontology annotation, cellular component: cytoplasm. The coding region runs from base 233 to 817 and encodes 194 amino acids. Gene Ontology annotation, biological process: axonemal dynein complex assembly; flagellated sperm motility. NCBI's taxonomy places the organism in Eukaryota, Metazoa, Chordata, Aves, Passeriformes, Tyrannidae. The record is from RefSeq and is a predicted model, not a curated record. The transcript has 7 exons.
GGGGCCGCGGUGACAGCGGGCUUCCCUGGGGCUGUGGGUUCCCUCGCCCUCCGCCGGGACUACAGCUGGGUCAGUGGGAAGCCUGGCGAGUGGGCAGAGAUCUUGCGGGGAGUUUUGCCGGGUUACGUGUGACGCGGGGUCUGCUGUCAGGCCGGAGCUGCGCUGGCAACCAGCGCCAGAGGGGCAGAAGAGUCCGUGCGGUGCGCACGGGGGGAAUAGGUGAGCAGUGGGUAUGGAUAUGGACAGUUUUUCCUCAGGCUCUUCCCUGCAGUGCCUUGCCAAAUUACUACAGGAUGCUCAAGAAGAGGAUGAUGAUGAUGAUGUGUCAUGCUGCAGUUCUGUUGGUGCCCUGACUCCUGGGACUAUUGGACCAGCAAAGAAGGAGACCACUGGUACUUUUCAAGUGAAAUCUGAAAACAGGAAAACUAUUUGGAAUACGGAGGAGGUCCCAGAAGGAUCUGAGUUUGAUGAUACCUGGGACCCCAGAGAACAGCCAGAGUAUGAGAUUUUAUUCAAGCAGUCUGUGGGAACAGAGGAUGUCUUCUUUGGGAUGACAGGGAAAGACCCUUCCACUGCCUGCUGUGAGGAUAUAGUGAUUAAAAUCAAGCUGCCAGAGACAAAGUACUCAGACAUCACAUUAGAUAUCCAGGACAAGGUUCUUGACCUUCGAACUCCCAAAAAGAAGCUGCUGCUGCACCUCCCCUACCCUGUCAACAGCAAGGAGGGUAGAGCUCGCUUUCUCUCUGAAGAGGAGAUCUUGGAAGUCACCUUGAGAGUAUCCAGGCAGUUUGAUUUCCUGAAUUUUGCUGAUGGAUAGAGAGAUAGAGAAAGGUUGAAAAAAACCCUAAUCUUCUGGUGUGAAGUCUUCUUGAAACCCAACUUGUCAUGAAAUAGUAAAUUGUUUCCCUUGAAGAGCCCAGGGGGGAGUAUCUCUGGAGAAAGGAGCCAGGAGGAACACAGCACCCACAGGUACUAAAAGCUGAGCCUAUCUGGCUCUUGUGCUGCUCUGGUUAGCUUUCUGCUUCCUUCAGUCUGAUACAGGCUCUGUGAAGCAGAAAGUAGGAGAUUACAAUUCUAUAAGCCAGAGAAAGCCUUUUGUGUGGUUGUGGCUGAGAGGCAGCACAGUGAGUCUCUGGUCAAUUAGUCUGGUGCUCAGGUACUGUUUCAAGACUUACAAGUGCUAAUACCCUUGCUUGGUCCCCAGUGCUGUGACUGGGGCCGGUUCAGAAUCUCCUUUCACCCUCAGUGAGAAGACCAAAGCUCUUCUGGGAUCCAUAUGCACAUCUGAGGCUCCUUUACACUGGCAGAACAAGUUAACCAGCUACAGUUGGAUUGUUGAAAAUCUCUGCGCUCUUGAAUGAUUUUUGACAAUGUCUGGCUCAGUGUCUUCUGUUCACCUGCUGUCCCUCCAGCUAUUUUCUGAUCUUUCAUGAUUAAUAAAAUAAUGUGUUCUAAGGAA